Molecule: messenger RNA, 1266 nt
Organism: Zingiber officinale
Lineage: Eukaryota; Viridiplantae; Streptophyta; Magnoliopsida; Zingiberales; Zingiberaceae
Exons: 3
Coding region: 31-1092 (353 amino acids)
Source: RefSeq, a predicted model, not a curated record
CAGAGACUCUCUCCACUUGACUCGUUAGCCAUGGCAGGGAUGAGGAAUCGGACUAAAACGCCCACACCACAUAAAUCUGAACCCAUCAUCAUCAGCACAAGCAACAGACACGGUCCUGGAAUCCGGACAAUUAAUGAUCGCUCGGAAGAUCCGCUCACCUACUCCUCACACUCUGCUGUCUCGCCCUGUUACGGCGCUCAUCGUUUCUACUUUCUAGUUUUUGUUUCGUAUCAGUUCAUCGGAUGUGAGGGCCUCGGUACAGUUGCAGAGACGGCGAGUUUUCCUUUGGAUUUACUGAGUGUAGUGCCUGCACAUGUCUGCUCCCGUUUCCAAGCCAUGUUAGGAACAGGACCACCCGACGGGAUGCCCUCAGUGAAGACCCAGAUGUUGGUGAGAGUAAUCUAUUCCUGUAAGAGCCCCGGGAAAGGUCGAUCUGAGUUCCUCUGUUAUUAUUGGAAUUUCUUAGAUCGAAUUGGAGCAUUGCUCAUGUUAGAACAAUUUUGUUUUUUUUAUCAGAUGGCAAUUCUUUGCUCUGCCAGCAACACUAGCGUGGCUGUUGCACUCUGUCUACUGCUCCUAAUCCUCUGGGGCUUUUGCAAUGAUCAUCCGAUUUCAGCAUUUCUUACUCUGUUCGUGCUUGUGCUUUCCCCUUCCGCUCUAUUUGCUAUCAAACAGCUCGGAAAAGCCCAGAGGCCAUCACAGAGUUUUGCAGACAAGAAGGCAGCUACUGGCUCAGGAGUUGCAUCACUGGAAUCUGAAGGAUCGGAGUAUCAGUUGACCAGUAAGGCUCCAUGCACGGGCACUGAGUUAUCUGAAAAGGAUGAAGAGAAUUCAAUAUCCGACGACGAAAAUCUCAUUGAGAUUUCGCUCCCUGAUGGCCAUUUUCUUGCACAUGAUGGAACAAAGGCAUUGUUGAACUUGAAGCCACUGCCUUCAUUGAGUGGAUUCCUGCCAAGCCCUCUACAGGAUGCAGUGGUGAGGCAACAAGGAGUCAUGGAGCUCUUACCGGAAAUCAACGAAGAAGAAAACUUGAUCGAGAUUGACAUCGUUAGAGGCUCCAUCAAAUGCUCAAGAAUAGGAAUUAAGACAUGAACUAGGUUAUGAUAAGUUCAGUGAUAAUUCAUCCUAUUUUAAUUAGUUGUAUCAGAGACAAACGUUGGGUGGAAAUAAGUUACAAACUGUGAGAAAUAGUAUGACGUUUCUCUUGCUUUACUACAGUUUGUUACCCCUUUCAUUAAAGCCUGCAAUCCUGUUUAAAGCCUUAAA